This is a messenger RNA of Parathielavia appendiculata, 1327 nucleotides long. Its product is annotated as DUF125-domain-containing protein. Gene Ontology annotation, molecular function: iron ion transmembrane transporter activity; manganese ion transmembrane transporter activity. Gene Ontology annotation, biological process: intracellular manganese ion homeostasis. Lineage: Eukaryota; Fungi; Ascomycota; Sordariomycetes; Sordariales; Chaetomiaceae. The transcript is spliced from 2 exons. The record is from RefSeq and is a predicted model, not a curated record. Gene Ontology annotation, cellular component: fungal-type vacuole membrane. Bases 235 to 1080 code for a protein of 281 amino acids.
CUUUAACCGACCGGUUCACCGUAUCGGCGACAUCAUCAUCCUCAUCGUCGAUGAGUCAGCGCGGAAACUUAGGGCGGAUUCAAUUCACACAACAGGUUUCAUUUGAUGAAUUCUGCGCAUUGUGGUCCGUAUCCAGCAAGCGCUCCCGAUCUUCAAAAUUCUGAUAGCAUCCUCACCUCCUUAACAAGAAACCCUACCUUGACUUAAACCCGUGAGCAAGAACCUGUCGCCGCAAUGUCGCUCUCACCCGACGAUACUGUCGAGACCCCCCUCCUCUCGCACGGCCCCGGCUCACCCGAACGCCCGAACCCCUCGCGGCUUCGCCUUAAGGUGGCCAACCGCAUGUCGUCAGGCGCCCCGGACCCUGAGCGGCCCCACGCCGAGAAGCACAUGGGUCAGUACGACUCUAUCAUGCGCGACGUCAUCAUCGGCUUCUCGGACGGCUUGACGGUACCCUUUGCCCUGACCGCGGGCCUGUCGUCGCUCGGCAACACCAAGAUCGUCAUCAUGGGCGGCCUGGCCGAGCUUUGCAGCGGCAUGAUCAGCAUGGGCCUGGGCGCGUACCUGGCCGCGGACACGGAGCGCCAGCAUUGGGAUGCCGAGUUUGCGCGCGAGUCCUCCGAGGUCGACACGAUGCCGGCCAUGGAGCGCGCCGAAAUCUACGACAUACUGGCAAACUACGGCGUCAGCCAGGCCGCGGCAGAGCCGCUCGUGUGCGAAUUGACGGCCGACAAGAACAAGUGGGUGCGCUUCAUGAUGGACUUUGAGCUGCGCCUGCCCGAACCCGACGUCGGACGCGCCUGGGUGUCGGCCGCCACCAUGGGAUUGAGCUAUUUUGUGGGCGGGUUGAUCCCAAUGCUGCCCUACUUCUUUCUCGACCGCGCCGAGAAAGCGCUCAUGGUAUCGGUCGUGAUCACUGUUGUCAUUUUGCUGGUUUUUGGGUUCCUGAAGAACUGGGUGGCGAUCCGGACGAGGAAGGCCGGAUUCUGGGGUGCAGUACAGACGUUGAUAGUCGGUGCGCUGGCUGCGGGGACGAGUUAUGCUAUUGUGAGGGCAUUGGAUAACACACACAGCUCUUGAGGCGAGGGACAUACGGUAUGACUGAUGAGCAGCGGGUUGGAAUGGCGUUUGUGAAGCGGGAGUGGGUUAGGCCUUCAAGGUUUGUUCCGGGUUAUUACAGGGUCAACAACCAAUUCUUGCUUGACGCAGGCCUUUUAGGUUUCAAGAUCACAAGAGUGGAAACUCAAGUGUACAUGUAGGACAAGUUUACAGCACUGUGUUCUAACCAGUAGGUCUGCAUGUUACGUUACAUAUCUAAGUCAUCGUU